AUGGAGCAGGCUCUGGCUAGAAUUACCACAGUCUCCUUCAAUCAGACCGUUGAUCUGGAAGGCAGUAUUUCGGUGAUUGCUUGUCCGAGCGGCUACUCGAUAGGAUCAUCCAACUGGGUUUUCAAGACUGAGUAUGAGCGGGUAGGAUAUCUUGCAUCUUCAUCGAUUCGUUCAACACACGCGCGUCCAGUUGAGUGGGAGAAGCUACAAGAUGCUGAUGCGCUUAUUAUGACAUCAUUGAGUAGAACUCCAGAUUUCAGCUCUGAGGGUGCAAUAAUCGAAGUAGCUCAAACUGUCAUGGACACGUUGAAAAGGGGUGGCAAUGUGUUGAUGCCUGUGAAUCCUGUUGGUUCCAUCUAUGACUUGAUUGAUGUUGUUUCUAGGAGUAUAGAUAAUGCGGGUGGUGCUACGUUGGAAGCUCGGAUAUAUUUCAUUUCUCCAGUCGCAAAAGGAGCUUUGGCCUACUCGAAUGUCAACGCUGAAUGGCUCGCUGAAUCACGCCAAAACGCUGUGUAUGUUCCGGAGGAACCAUUUUGUCAUACCGCGGUUCGUUUGACAGUCUCGUUGAACACUUGUGUUGCUCCUCGAUCUGAAUCGUUUUGCGAAUAUAAUGUGUUGGUGCGCAAUGGAAGACUUAAACUAUACGACAACAUCUACGAGUCGUUCUGCAGAGAGUAUAAAACUCCUUGUGUGGUACUAACUGGUCAUCCUUCUCUUCGCAUAGGUGAUGCGCCACAUUUGUUGGAAAUGUGGGGUAAUGAUUCAAAGAAUGCUUUGAUAAUGACUGGUUAG
This is a messenger RNA of Cooperia oncophora, 792 nucleotides long. The record is from the annotation of a GenBank genome assembly. NCBI's taxonomy places the organism in Eukaryota, Metazoa, Nematoda, Chromadorea, Rhabditida, Trichostrongylidae.